GCAACCAUCUCUUAUUUGUAAAACUAGAAAUUUUGCAAAAGAAUCGCUAGUCGCGAUUCGCUAUAUUUAGAAAUUUCUUUUGGGAGAAGGAACCGUUAAAGUUGAGGAACCCGUAAGUUUUUACGGUUUCGGAGGUUCCGUGUCGUGUCGCUUCUUUUCUGAAUGUUGAAGCUACGGUGCAACAAUGUGGACAACGAAGACCGUAGUGAAGUCUUGAAGUUUCAAAUCUAUUCAGCAAUUCAUGGGACGCGGCCGACAACUUGUUGUACAAGGCGAAAGAAAUUUUAGACGAACGAAACACGUUUACCGCGAGUAUUGAACCAUUUAUAAAGCACCUGAAACCAUGUCCGUGACCUUUGCUCAACGCGGUAGGCCGCCACCAAAUCCUGCCCAAAUACAGAAGAUGCUUGAUGAGAAUAGUCAGCUGAUACAGACAAUCCAAGAAUAUCAGAACAAGGGAAAGCCACAAGAAUGUAUACAAUAUCAACAGAUGUUACAUCGUAAUUUGGUAUACUUGGCAUCAAUUGCUGAUGCUAAUCAAAAUAUACAAGCAUUAUUACCUCCUCCACAGGGAAUACCUAAUGGUCCGCAGCAUGCUAUGAUGAAUCCUCAAGCCCUACCCACUCCUCCUGCAGGUUCUGGUGGACCUGUAGGGGAGAUGCCACCAAACAGUCAACCUACAUUGCCAAUGUCAAGCUUUAAUCAAGGACAGCCAAUGUCACAGGGUGGAUACCGUGGCCCUGUUAUGUCUGGACAAGGACCUGCUAUAAAUAGACCACCUACUGCACCUGGACCACAACAAUAUAGAGGACCUCAAGGCUAUCCCCAGCAACCUUCUCAACAGGGUUAUCCUGCUCAGUACGGUAAUCAAAAUCCUGGCUCCAAUUAUCAAGGCCCGCAAGGAUCAGCGUACACUCCAGGACAACCGAAUCAAUACGGGCCACCGAACGCAUCUCCGCAACAGGGAUACAAUACAUCGACACAACCAAAUUACGGCCCUCCAACUACAGUAAACAGUUACGGUCCGCAACCGGGCGGAUAUCCACCGCCGGGAACUACUCAACCUCCCACAGGCUAUGGCCCGCCACCUCCGAAUCAACAAGGUUAUCCACCUACUAAUCCUUCGCAACAAAACUUUCCGUCGAGUGGCCAACAGCAACAACCAGGACAAUAUGGCAGUCCUAGCCCACAACCAAACUACCAGCAACCUCCAGCUCAGCCGCCGCCUCAGAAUGCAUACGGAGGUGGUCAGCCUGGAAAUUAUCCUCCCCCUUCGUCUCAGGCGUACGCAAAUAAUGUUCCGCCGCAGAAUUAUCCAGCUCCUCCAGCAUCCAGUACGUCACAGCCACCGCAACCCGGAUCCCAACAGAACACUGGUCCCCAGCCUAAUUACGGGAAUCAGCCAAGCCCCGGACCAGGUGCAACACAGUACGGACCAGCCUCUACGUCUCCUCCGUUUAGCACUGCCUCUGCAAGCGGAGGCAAUACUUAUGCCCAAAGCAGCCAACCGACAAGUACACCGUCAGCCUCGACUCAAACCUAUCCACCGAGCAGUGGACCACCACCUACAUCUCAAGGCGGCAGCUACGCCCCAUCUGGUCCGGCUCCAUCCGGGUAUCCGGUCCAUCAAACGCCUCAUCCAACGUCCCAUCCGCCUCAUCAACCGCCCCAUCAGUCUCCUCAUCAGUCUCCUCAUCAGCCUCCUCAUGCGCCUCAUCAAUCACCGCAUCAACCCUCUCAUCAAUCGUCCCAUCAACCACCUGCGCAUCAAUCUCCCCACCAAGCGCAACAAUCUCAACAACAAUCGCAGACCCCGCCACAGUCACAACAGCAACAAUCUCAAAGCCCUGCGCCAAGUGGAUUCCAGCCACCAUCAGGACCUCCGCAGGGUCCUCCUGCUCCACCACCAGGUCCACAGCCACAACCUGGCUAUGGGCCAGCUACUACGCAGACGUAUGUACCGCCAACUCCAGGUGGACAGCCACAGGUAUAUACUCCUCAUCCUCCGCAAGGUGGUCAACAUUACGGACACCCACAAUAUCCUCCGCAAAGUUAUCCACCUCCACCAGCAGGACAAGGAUAUCCGCAGUAUCCACCACGACCUCCUGGCGGUCACAUGCCUCCUCCACCCGGGCCCCAGGGACCUCCACCACCUAAUCAAUACGGUGGUUACGGAUAUCAACCACCUCCACAAUAGAGUAUAUUAAUGUAAAUUCGUAUAGUAUUCAAACUAAUAUAAAUGGUUCAAUUGCAAGUAUGGAACAAAUGGCAUAUAACGUUUUAAUUUAAUUCUUGCUGUCAUAUCGUCCGAUGUUACGUAACGAGGCAAAUAAUAUAAAGUUUUA
Messenger RNA from Dufourea novaeangliae, 2345 nucleotides. RefSeq names its product basic salivary proline-rich protein 1. The coding region runs from base 344 to 2197 and encodes 617 amino acids. Lineage: Eukaryota; Metazoa; Arthropoda; Insecta; Hymenoptera; Halictidae. The transcript has 6 exons. The record is from RefSeq and is a predicted model, not a curated record.